Molecule: messenger RNA, 4993 nt
Organism: Antechinus flavipes (yellow-footed antechinus)
Lineage: Eukaryota; Metazoa; Chordata; Mammalia; Dasyuromorphia; Dasyuridae
Gene: NBN
Product: nibrin
Exons: 17
Coding region: 442-2418 (658 amino acids)
Biological process (GO): telomere maintenance; double-strand break repair via homologous recombination; mitotic G2 DNA damage checkpoint signaling
Cellular component (GO): nucleus; Mre11 complex
Molecular function (GO): protein binding; damaged DNA binding
Source: RefSeq, a predicted model, not a curated record
GCGUGAAGUGGCUCUCCGGGAGCUCGGCUCCCGGAGUCUGGGGAGCGACCGGGCUCAUGUGGACGCUGCUCUCCGCCGCGAGCCCGGCUCGAGGACUGGCUUGAUACUGGAUACCAGCAUAUACCAAAUAUGUCUUUAAAAAGUAGUUUUCUGUGUAUUACAAUAACAUAACCAUUUCCACAACUGACCACAAGGUGGCAACAGAAGAUCAUCUACAAGAAAACUUUAGCAGGAGACCCUUAUCGACUUUUAGUUGAUGUUGAUUAUAUCGUUGGAAGAAAAAAUUGUGGAAUUCUAAUUGAAGAUGAUCAGUCAAUCAGUAGAAAUCAUGCUUUGUUGACUGUGAGACAUUCUGUGACAAACCUGAGUCAAGCUUCUGAAAUCCCUACAUUGACAAUAAAAGAUAAUUCUAAAUAUGGCACGUUUAUUAAUGAAGAAAAAAUGCAGAAUGGGAUUCCACUGCUUUUAAAGACAGGCGACAGAAUUACCUUUGGAGUCUUUGAAAGCAAAUUUAAAGUGGAAUAUGAACCAUUGGUUGUAUGUCCCUCUUGUCUAGAUGUGUCUGGAAAAACCGUUUUAAAUCAAACUGUUUUACAACUUGGAGGACUUGUUGUAAACAACUGGAGGGAAGAAUGUACUCACCUUGUCAUGAUGUCAGUUAAAGUUACUAUUAAAACAAUAUGUGCAUUGAUUUGUGGUUGUCCCAUUGUAAAACCAGAUUAUUUUACUGAAUUUCUUAAAGCCAUUCAGACAAAGAAACAGCCUCCGAAACUUGAAAGUUUUUAUCCGCCCAUUGAUGAACCUGCUAUUAAUAAUGAAAAUCUUGAUCUAUCAGCACGUAAGGAAAGAAAACAUAUAUUCAGUGGGAAAACUUUUAUAUUCUUAAAUGCCAAACAGCAUAAGAAAUUGAGCCCAGCAAUUCUUCUUGGAGGUGGAGAAGCUAAAUUGUCAACAGAGGAAGAUAACGAAGCAGUUACUUCUUUUCUAACUCCUGGAACAUGUAUUGUUGAUGUAGGAGUAACAAAUUCACAGAUUUUAAUUCCUGAUUCUGUGAAAAAAUGGAUUCAUUCAGUUAUGGAUAUGCUUCAAAGCCAGCAUCUUAGAGCCAUCCCUGAAGCAGAAAUUGGAUUAGCAGUUAUUUUCAUGUCCACAGAGACUUAUUGUAAUCCUGGUACAGGAUUGACUCCAACUCCAAGACCAAGUCUUUCUCAGAACAAAAUGGUAAAUGAAACCUUGAUGCCGGGUGCCACAGUAUAUAUACCUGACACAGAAUUAGAAAAUGCAGAUACUUGCAUGGAUUUAACUCAAAGUCCAAAAGAGAAUGAAACUCCCCAGAUGGAACAAAGAUCCAAAGUGUCUUCACAAGAAAUAUUCACUAUAAAAGAAACUCCUAACAUGAAUUGCAGUGUUAGUUUGGGGACAAAUCCACUUAAUCAUACUUCAGUAAAAAUUUCAAAGAAUCAACUUUCCCCAACUCAGAUUUCAUGUAGAAGGAAAGAACAAGCUUCUCAACAACAACAAACUAACUCCAUUAAAAACUAUUUCCAAUCAGUUACAAAGAAAAGGGAAAGGAAAGAAGAAGAGCAAGAGGAAUCUGUUUCCAAAUCUGCAAGGAUAGAACUGUCUUGUUCUCUUUUAGAUCAAACAGAACCUACUACUUCCUCAGUGUGGAGAAACCAAGAACAGCACCAAUCUCAGAAAGGACCAUGUACUUUGGACAGAAAAACAGAUGAAGCAUAUAGAAAUGUUCAUCUAAAGCCUAAUGUAAACAAUCUUGUUGAUGAACUUCUUAAGCCCAACCUGAGAAAGAGGAAAGAAAUGGAUGAUUUAAUUAUGGAAAAAGAGGUUUUAGAACAUUCAUGUCAAGGGACAGAACAAGAACAAGAGGUUGAAAUUGGAGUUCAAGAACCAAUGACUGAAUUCAGUUUACCAAAAAAAUUGAAAAUGGAUAUUAAAAAAAAUGGUUCUGAGGAUAAUGAAUCAAUUCAAAACAGUUGCAAAGUAGCUCAAGAAAAUAAUCUGGGGGAAAAAUGGGAAAUAAAGCAAGAAACACUGUCUUCUGUAAAAGAACAGAAUGAUAAACUUCAAGAUGGUUGUGAGAUACUUCCCAAGAAGCUUUUAUUGACUGAAUUUAGAUCACUGGUGGUUAGUCAUUCUAGAUCCAGAAAUACAUCCAUUAUAAGAAAUGAUUAUGGACAGCCAAACUUUAAAAAAUUUAAAAAGGUAGCUUAUCCUGGGGCAGGAAAACUUCCAUGCAUCAUUGGAGGCUCUGACCUAAUAGCUCAUCAUGCUAAAAAGAAUGCAGAAUUAGAAGAAUGGUUAAGACAAGAAAUAGAGGUACAGAACAAACAUGCAAAAGAAGAAUCACUUGCUGAUGAUCUCUUUAGAUACAAUCCUAAUGUAAAAAAGAGAAGAUAACUGAAGAGUUAAAUAAUGAAGCAAUUAUAUGGCAAGCAUUUACUUGAAUGUUUACAAGGUUAUCGUAUAAUAUACAGAAGAGAUUGCAAUAUAAUUUGAUAAUUUACCUUCAUCAUUAAAUAAAAUACAAAAAAUGUAAUUUUUUUAUUCAUGUGAAAUAGUUUUAGUUUCAAAUCUUCCAAGAACUUCUUCCCCCCUCCCCCCCCCAAAAAAAAAAUGGUUACAGAUAUAAAUUCAUCAGUUAUGGUGAUCUCUUUGAUCAACUAUGGGGGCCAGCCUUAGAAAGUUAAGCUUUUCACAGAUUCCUGUCUUAAAGAUGUAAGCUCUCCUACUUUGCCUAUCUUAUUAAAUUUCUUGCAUGCCAAAACUGAGGAAGAUAAAAUUCAUAUUAGUGGCAUAUUAUGUGUUCCAUUUAAAUUGAAUAAGAAGCUUAUUUUAGAACAAUUUUAGAACAAAGGAAUUACAUACAUUUUGUAAUCAGGUCUCUUAAUUUUAAAAAUGAAGAAACUGACAGAAUUAGUUACACAAUUCAGGGAUCCUAACUUCAAGUCCAUUGUUCUUUACUAAUUUUUUUAAAACUUUAAUUCAGUUAACUCCCCUAGUUAAUGAUUUAGUCAUGUACUCUCCACAUUUAACCUUUUAUUAUACCACUUCUAUCUAGUUAGCUUUCCCAGAUACUUAAGACUUAUUUGUUGUGAAUCUUUGUUUUUAUUGUCUCUAAUCAGUUACCACUUCCUUAUAAAAUCCCCUGGAGGAAGCAAAAAAGAAUGUGGUGUGUAUGUGUUUAGGGUAUUUUGUAACUGGGAGUCUGCUUGUGAAUUGACUUAUUAAAGUCUAAGUAUGGCCGUACUAUAAUGAUCAUUUCAUGUUUAUAGAGAUGUUUAGAAUUUGGUUUCCUUUACAAAUAAUUCUCUAAUGUUUGACUGGAUAUUUGAUCUUAUUACUGUGAGUUUUUCUCUAGUGAUAUGAUUUAUGCCUCUUCAUCUUCUGUAGCUCUUAUCCAUGACUUUCGAUAAAUUCACACUACAGUGAAUUUUUUACCCAGUGUGCUAGAGAUCUUCCUAAGGUUCUUUUGACAUGGCAAGAAUAUUAGCAGAGCAUGUAUAUAUUCUAUUGGAUAUCCAAUUCUCCUUAGGGAAAUGGCUCAUUUUUUAAACUCAAUACUUUGAUAACAUCCUUUACAUCAUUCCUUUGCAAUUAUUUGCUAGUUAGGUAGUACCAGUUUAUAAACUUUGAGGAUCUUUGCCUUUAUCAAAUUACAUAUCAGCAAAUCAAUUCUGGUUAAGUGCAUCAUUUUUCAUUCAUAAAAUUUAAAUCUGUCCUCAGAGAAACAAUUUAAGAUACUUUAUAGUUUCUCUAAUAGAUCAUCUAAAUUCAAGAAGUUAGCCUGAAAUAAAACAAUACUAGCUUUUGUGUUGAAGGUUUUUUUUUUUUUUUUUUUUUUAAUGCUAUUCUAUUUUUCCCCCAGUUACAUGUCAAGGAAAUUUUUAGCAUUCAUUUUUACAAGAUUUUGAGUUACAAAUUUUUUUUUCCAAUUUUCAGCAUCAACUUAUAAUUAAGGGGCCCACUGCCUUGUGAUUUCUAUAAUGGGCCCUAGAAAAGACUGAAAGUUAUACUAGAAAAGAGAAGGAAGAAUGAGACUUUUUUUAAAAAUUUUUUUUAAUUAAUAAAUUUAUUAUUAUAUAUAUAUAUAAAUAAAAAUAAAUUUAAAAUGUUUCAGCUCCAAGAAAGUGCAGGAAGGAUGGAGAUUGUUAACCAUAGGGAUUACAUUCAAAUAGAAUUGAUGCUAAUUGCAGUCUUGAUACUCUAGUGUCUUCAUUAAUGGCCAUUGUGCAUCACAGUUUUAGAGGUAAAAUAGCUGUACACAAAUAAAUUGGUUUAAUUUUAAUUUUUUUUAAAGCUGAUUAUCAUUAUAUACAGAGUCAUUUAUUUAUGACUAUUAGGAAAAUCAGAUUCUGCACAUGAAUGCAGAAAGUAAAAAGAUUUGAGUGGGCUUUUAGAAUGUCCCUUUUUAAGUUGUCUUAUAAUAGUAACCAGAAUUUACUUAGUUGAACAUUGAAGUCAUUUCCCAAAACUCAACAUUCACAGAUUUAAACCUGUAUUUUAUAAUCUUAACUAUCAUUACAAUCAUUUAUUUGAAACUUAAGUUUUGGCUGAUCUAAGUGGGGAUUGAAAAAAUACACCAAACUUUGGCCUAUGGUAAAUUAGCCAGAGAAAAAUUCUAACGUGGAAGGGCAUAAGUAAAUUUAUUGUAAUUUAUUUACCCUAUUUAAUAGGGUAAAAAAAAAUUUUUACCCUAUUAAUAAGGGUAAGUUAUUUACCCUUAACUUUUCUUCUGAAACUUCAACUUUUAUCUCUUGUGUUCACCAUAGGGGGGGCUUGUUACAUGAUUUUGUGACAAAUUUACAUUUGUCUGAAUAGUGUUAAAAAGCAUAUACUGUAAUUGCUUAAAUUGGAUCCUGUUGGGGAAAAAGAAACCUAUUAUAACAUGCAGUUUGUUAUUAAUAACUUUUUAAAACAUGUUUUUUCACAUAUCUUUGCAAAUGUAAUAAAAAAUCCCAUCUUACAUCACAAA